Cricetulus griseus (Chinese hamster) is the source of this 1695-nucleotide messenger RNA. The record is from RefSeq and is a predicted model, not a curated record. Lineage: Eukaryota; Metazoa; Chordata; Mammalia; Rodentia; Cricetidae.
AUGGCCCUACCGCUUCGGGGAGGCAGCGAGUCCCAGCACAAGGUGAACAAUAUGCCCCAGCGUAGCCACCAGCACCUGGCUGCCUACUAUUCGUCCUUCCCCGGUUGCAGUCACUAUAGGAACCUCGCCACUACCGAGGAUUUUCAAACUUUCGGGAAGCUGGCGGCUGCAAUGCCGGCUUCCCAGGCGAUGGCCCCUCUCAAUGCUUUUCGGAUGGCUACUCCCUUGCUGAACCCUGGUCUGGCUGUGCAGAGCGAGCCACUCUACAAUCUGCCCUGGUACAACAAGUCACCAUGGUACACAACUCCUCACUUUACUCCCGAGGUACCACGAUUUCUAGACAGCCCCGAGUACUCGAGCAGCACUUCCAGCAGCCAAGAUUUGGUCCCCUUUGGGGGCCAAAGCAACAGAAGCCAGUGGCGCGGAGCUGAAAAUUUACUUCUGCCACCCCCGGUCAAUUCUUCCCUCUUACCUGAUGGACUGAAGACCCCCCAGUCCGUAUUGGUCCCUCAAACCCUGAACCGAGAAGGGGAGCUAACGCUUCCUAAAUUCAACUUCAGUGAGGAGGAACUGCACUUCGUUCUGUAUGGGGUCAUCUCUAGUCCGGGGCACCCAGCUGGCAUACACCAUGCAAUUUCAGGCAUCCUGAUCCCUCCAGACAGCUCUGGGUCUAACUGUCUUCCUAAAAUCCUGGAUAAAGACUCCCUUCAGCUUCCGGAAGGUCUCUGCCUCAUGCAGACAGAAUUUGGUGAUGUCCCACACUUUGGCGUGUUCUGUAGUAACUUCAUUGCUGAAGGAGUGAGAUUUGGACCCUUUCAAGGGAAAGUGGUAAAUGCCAGCGAAGUUAAGACACACAGGGACAACUCUAGGAUGUGGGAGAUCUUUGAAGAUGGCAACCUGAGCCAUUUUGUCGAUGGAAAAGGUUCUGGGAACUGGAUGUCCUAUGUCAAUUGUGCGCGCUUCCCCAAGGAGCAGAACCUGGUUGCAGUCCAGCAUCAAGGGCAGAUAUUUUAUGAGAGCUGCAGGGAGAUCCACCAGAACCAGGAGCUGCUUGUGUGGUAUGGAAAGUGCUAUGAGAAAUUUCUGGAAAUUCCCAUGAGCCUACAGGUCACUGAGCAAGGCAAGCAGCUGUCUGAGCCCUCUGAGGAGUCUGCCGAAGGUUAUAGAUGUGAACGCUGUGGAAAGGUAUUUACCUACAAAUACUACAGAGAUAAGCACCUCAAGUACACUCCCUGUGUGGACAAGGGGGACAGGAAGUUUCCAUGCUCUUUCUGCCAAAGAUCCUUUGAGAAGAGGGACCGACUGCGGAUCCACAUCCUACAUGUCCAUGAGAGGCACCGGCCCUACCUGUGUUCAACAUGUGGAAAAAGUUUCUCUCAGUCCUCUAGCCUGAACAAGCACAUGAGAGUCCACUCUGGAGACAGGCCAUACCAGUGUGUGUAUUGUACAAAGAAGUUCACUGCUUCCAGCAUACUGCGCACACACAUCAGACAGCACUCCGGCGAGAAGCCUUUCAAGUGCAAGCACUGUGGUAAGCCUUUUGCGUCCCACGCUGCUCACGACAGCCAUGUUCGGCGCUCACACAAGGAGGAUGACCGUGCCACCUGCAGUAUUUGUGGGAAAGGCUUCCUGAAUCAAGAAGAUUUCCGUGCCCACAUGAAGUUCCAUAAAGACCCGGAGAGCAGAGCCAAGUGA